CGACAAAAGAGAAGUAGAAGUUUUCAUUUCGAUCAAUAAGAAUAAGGCUGCCGUCCUAAAGAAAAAUGAUGAUCGUAAGAAUUGGUAUCCGAAAUUUGCAUGAAUUGAUGACGAGAUAGUGAGAGAAAAAUCGGAUUAAAUUGCAAUUCACUAUUUCUAUAUGAAUAAGCAACUGAGAAUUUUCCGUUUCCGCCAUUGGAGCUCUCAUUAAGGCUGUCUCUUCUUCUUCUUCUUCUUCUUCGAUUCCACUUCCUUUUUUCCUCAUAAUCCUUAUCAUAAAUAUGUCAGAAGGCAAAAAGUUGGAAAAUGGCUUUGUUGAGCAAGAUGAGGAUAUCAAUAAAUCUCUAACUGAAAAGACUGGCACUGAUCCAGGGCAAACCCCAUCACUCACCUGGCAAAGAAAAUUAAACAGGGAAGGGCCUUCACUAUGGCAGUUCAGGCUGCAUCUGAAAGAGAUAAUUCAUCUGGCUCCAGUAGGGUUUAGGCUAAUCCGCUAUAUCCGAGAAGAAUCUGUCAAAGGAAGGGGGGCUAUGAUAAAUCCUUUUAUCAGACGUCGUAUAACUGACACUCAUGCCGUUCCUCUAGGUGGUCUGGGAUCAGGAAGCAUUGGAAGAAGUUACCGAGGUGAAUUUCAACGAUGGCAACUAUUCCCUAGAAAAUGUGAAGAUAAGCCAAUUUUAGCAAAUCAAUUUUCUGUUUUCGUCUCACGACCGAAUGGUGAGAAGUAUUCUACUGUACUAUGUGCACAGAGCCCUGAAAACCAGAGGGAAGUUGAAUCAUCAGGCAUUGGAUCGUGGGAUUGGAAUUUGAAGGGUCAUAGCUCCACAUAUCAUGCUCUGUAUCCUCGAGCUUGGACGAUAUACAAUGGUGAACCGGAUCCAGAACUUAGAAUAGUUUGCCGUCAGAUUUCACCUGUUAUUCCUCAUAAUUACAAGGAGAGCAGUUACCCUGUCUCAGUUUUUACUUUCACGCUGCAUAAUUCUGGAAAAACAGAUGCUGACGUCAAUUUGCUUUUCACCUGGGCAAAUUCAGUUGGAGGGCUUUCUGAGUACUCUGGUAACCAUAUCAAUUCGAGAACAAAGAAGAAAGAUGGCGUGCAUACUGUGCUUCUACAUCACAAGACAGCAAGUGGAUAUCCCCCUGUGACGUAUGCUAUUGCCGCACAGGAGGGCAAUGGGGUUCAUGUCUCAGAUUGCCCUUGUUUUGUAAUAUCUGGCCACUCCCAGGGUAUAUCAGCCAAGGAUAUGUGGCUUGAGAUCAAAGAGCAUGGAUCAUUUGAUCGGCUUAAAUUUGCUGAUAUGUCAAUGCCCUCUGAAGUGGGUUCGUCCAUUGGUGCGGCCAUUACGGCUUCAAUUACAGUUUCAUCUGAUUCUGUUCGUACCGUGACAUUUUCGUUGUCAUGGGACUGUCCUGAAGUGAACUUUUGUAGAGGAAAAACUUAUCACAGGCGUUACACAAAAUUCUAUGGUAACCUUGGUGAUGCUGCUGCUGAUAUUGCACGUGAUGCUAUACUAGAACAUCAUCACUGGGAAUCUCAAAUUGAUGCUUGGCAAAGACCUGUUCUUGAAGACAAGAGGUUUCCAAAAUGGUAUCCCGUUACUCUCUUUAACGAGCUUUAUUAUCUAAAUGCCGGAGGGACAAUCUGGACAGAUGGUUCUCUUCCAAUUCAGAGUUUAGUAAGCAUAGGGGAAAGAGGAUUUUGCCUUGAUCAAUGCAGAUCUGGUCUGAAGAGUGUGAUUUAUGAGUCCCACGAAAAUGACACUGCUAAUGAUAUUCUUGGGAGGAUGACUUCAAGACUUGAUGAGUUACGGGAUUCAGUCGAGUCAAAUUCUGCAUUUGGAGUAAAUCUGCUUCAAAAGGGAGAGGAAAAUGUUGGGCAGUUCCUUUACCUUGAAGGGGUUGAAUACACGAUGUGGAAUACCUAUGACGUUCACUUUUACUCCUCUUUUGCAAUAAUAAUGCUAUUUCCAAAACUCGAACUCAGCAUUCAACGAGAUUUUGCAGCAGCAGUGAUGAUGCAUGAUCCCAGCAAGAUGCAACUUCUUGAUAAUGGGAAAUGGGAAGCAAGAAAUGUUCUUGGAGCUGUUCCCCAUGACAUCGGAGUUAAUGAUCCAUGGUUUGAAGUGAAUGGAUAUAACCUAUAUAAUACGGAUAGGUGGAAGGACUUGAAUCCAAAAUUUGUCCUCCAAAUUUAUAGGGAUGUUGUUGCCACAGGGGAUAUGAAAUUUGCAAAGGCUGUCUGGCCCCCUGUCUAUCUUUCCAUAGCUUAUAUGGACCAGUUUGAUCGAGAUGGUGAUGGGAUGAUUGAGAAUGAUGGGUUCCCCGAUCAGACUUAUGAUACGUGGUCCGUCACUGGUGUUAGUGCAUACAGUGGUGGCUUAUGGGUGGCAGCGUUGCAGGCUGCUUCAGCCCUGGCUCGUGUAGUCGAUGAAAAGGAUGCUGAACACUAUUUUUGGUUCAAAUUUCAGAAGGCAAAACGUGCGUAUGAGAAAUUGUGGAAUGGUUCUUACUUCAACUAUGACAGUAGUGGCGGGAGUUCAAGUUCAUCCAUUCAAGCUGAUCAGUUGGCUGGACAAUGGUAUGCGAGAGCUUCAGGUCUUCUUCCCAUUGUAGAUGAAGACAAGGCCAAAAGUGCACUGGCGAAGGUAUACAAUUACAAUGUCAUGAAGGUGAAGGAUGGGAAGCGAGGUGCAGUAAACGGGAUGCUUCCAGAUGGUACGGUAGACUUUUCAUCAAUGCAGUCAAGAGAAAUAUGGUCAGGAGUGACAUACGCAGUUGCUGCUUCAAUGAUCCAUGAAAAUAUGACCGACAUGGCAUUUCGAACAGCACAAGGCAUCCAUGAAGCUGCAUGGUCAGAAGAUGGCCUGGGACUGUUUUCAAUCAAAUCUCAGAUGAUUUCCUAUGACAAGAAGCUUGAUGGUCUGGACGUCAGAUACAACUUUCAGACACCAGAAGCUUGGACAACCACGGAUCGGUACAGAUCAUUGUGUUACAUGCGACCUCUAGCGAUUUGGGCGAUGCAAUGGGCAUUUUCAGAAAAAGUAUCUGUCAUCGAGGAGUUGAAAGAACUCGAUAGCGAUGCCAUAUUAAGACACCAUGCUAAGUUUUCAAAAGUUGCCCGCCUUUUGAAGUUGCCUGAAGAUGGGACAUCUUCAAGUGUUCUACAAACCGUCUAUGAUUACACCCUUAAGAGGUUUUUCUAGAUUCUUUCAAUCUUCUAUAGGUUCAAAUAUAUUAUAAUAAAGUAUAAUGAUUGUUUGUACCUAUCUUCAUUCUGUUGAGCUUAAUUAUAAGAUGAGGGAAUCUAAAUCUCCAGAAGAAGUUGUUUAUCUUCUGUUAGGCCACCGAUUAUAUUUCGGUAUAGUAUUAGGAAGGAUAAUAAGGGGAAAGUGCAUGUUUGUGGGAGUUUAGUGGUGAAGUCUGGUAUGGGUCCCACAGUAAGUUAAGCUUUGGGAGGGAAGGUUUAUACAGAAAGGGGUAGAGUUGGUCGGGGAUAUGUUUAUUUUGGUUGCUAGGUUUCUCUGGAGAGAGAGAGUGGGAGGAGGUAGUAGAAAGUUGUUGCUGUUCUUAUUUCUUGUUUUCGUGUUCUGUUUGUGUUUGGUUGAAUUCUUGUAACAGCCAUUGGCUAUCUGUUGAUUCAAUAAAGUCUUUGAAUUGGAGUUCUAUCA
This is a messenger RNA of Cucumis melo (muskmelon), 3668 nucleotides long. RefSeq lists its product as uncharacterized. NCBI's taxonomy places the organism in Eukaryota, Viridiplantae, Streptophyta, Magnoliopsida, Cucurbitales, Cucurbitaceae. Gene Ontology annotation, biological process: carbohydrate metabolic process; glucosylceramide catabolic process. Gene Ontology annotation, molecular function: beta-glucosidase activity; glucosylceramidase activity. Gene Ontology annotation, cellular component: membrane. The record is from RefSeq and is a predicted model, not a curated record. The coding region runs from base 282 to 3203 and encodes 973 amino acids. The transcript has 21 exons.